AUGACCUUCGAUGCGCUCUCUUCCAAAGAGGUGACCGAGGCCGUCUCAAGAACAGGGGCACAUAAAGGGAAUAUGCGGCUGGACAAGGUAUUUUUUAGUGCAGUAUCAGCUGGUUGUUUACUUGCAUUCGCUUGCGGGACUACUCUUAGUACCACUGCCACACCCUGGUUUCAAGACAAUGCCCAGGGUUUGAUCCGAACUAUCAGCGCCUUGGUGUUUCCUUACGGUCUGUGUAUGAUCCUCCUAACAAAUGCGGACCUUUGCACUGGAUCUUUUAUGUUUACUACAUUGGCAGUGCUCCAUCAGCGCUUGCCUUGGUCAAAAAUGCUCAUUCACUGGGCUGUGACAUUCAUUGGCAACUUCGCCGGAUCUUUAUUCGUCGUGGCUAUCAUCUUCGGCUAUGGAAAUGUUUUUUCCGCAGAGCCGUUCAGGUCCGCUGUUAUUUCUUUCGCCACAAAGAAGCAGGUCACUCCUGACUUCCACAUGAUACUCCUGCGUGGCAUUGGAUGCAAUUGGCUAGUGUGUUUAGCUUGCUUUUUUGGUAUCCAAGGUCGUGAUCUGGCCUCCAAGGUUAUAGGAAUAUGGUUGCCCACUUUUGCAUUUGUUUCCCUGGGCUUCGACCACGUCGUUGCAAACAUGACAUUCAUUCCAUUGGGUAUCUGGCUUGGAGCACCACAGAUUACAAUUGGCCUAUACAUCUGGAAAGGUAUCAUCCCGACUUUAUUAGGCAAUAUCAUCGGCGGAGGAACUUACUAUUGGUACAUGUACCUUCUGGAUCUAAAUACCCUGCCUUUGUACGGCGAGGAGAAAAUUCGCGAUAGCUCAUUGAAGUCAGUGUCGUGCUCAGAUCGAGCUAGCACCAAGCGACCGGACAUUGAGGCAUCGGCUGGAGAUUUUGGUGACCAGAACCCACAUAUGAAUGUGCAGAGGUAA
This is a messenger RNA of Penicillium samsonianum, 933 nucleotides long. RefSeq names its product formate/nitrite transporter family protein. Gene Ontology annotation, cellular component: membrane. The coding region runs from base 1 to 933 and encodes 310 amino acids. Gene Ontology annotation, molecular function: high-affinity secondary active nitrite transmembrane transporter activity. NCBI's taxonomy places the organism in Eukaryota, Fungi, Ascomycota, Eurotiomycetes, Eurotiales, Aspergillaceae. The transcript has 4 exons. The record is from RefSeq and is a predicted model, not a curated record. Gene Ontology annotation, biological process: nitrite transport; transmembrane transport.